UCCAGGAAAGCAUUCAAAUGGACUUGAGCUUGAUCAUCAUCCUCUGCAGAGCUGCAGCAGCAGCGUCUCUGUCUGUGGAAACUCCGGGAGAGCACUCAGUUGUCCUGCUGGUGGCGCGCUGUCUGCGGAGUUAAAUGUUUAACAUCUGCCGGACGGUACUCCUGUUUUCUGUGGCUGAAAACGCUCUGAAAUUAAAGAAUGGACACCGUAGCAGAGGACGAACCGGACCCUAUAAAGCUUAAAUCCAUUAAGAAUAAUAAAACAUUCACAGUGCCUCAAAACGACAGGUUUGGGAGCUGCAGAAGUGUCAGAGAGUUUGAGAAACUCAACCGCAUAGGAGAAGGAACCUACGGCAUUGUUUAUCGAGCUCGUGACACCAAGUCUGAUGAAAUUGUUGCACUGAAGAAGGUCCGGAUGGACAAAGAGAAAGAUGGGAUCCCUAUCAGCAGCCUCAGAGAGAUCACCCUGCUGCUGAGGCUGAGACAUCCCAACAUAGUGGAGCUGAAGGAGGUGGUCGUGGGCACCCAGCUGGAGAGUCUGUUUCUAGUGAUGAGUUACUGUGAACAGGACUUGGCCAGUCUGCUGGAAAACAUGCAGACACCGUUCUCUGAGGCUCAGGUGAAGUGUAUCAUCCUUCAGUUGCUCAGAGGUUUAGAGUAUCUCCAUCACAACUUCAUCAUACACAGGGACCUGAAGGUGUCUAAUCUGCUGAUGACAGACAAAGGCUGCGUAAAGAUCGCUGAUUUUGGGUUGGCCCGGAUGUAUGGCAUCCCGCAACAGCCCAUGACGCCCAGAGUGGUGACGCUAUGGUACAGAGCUCCAGAGCUCCUCCUAGGGUCCAAGACCCAGACUACAGCACUGGAUAUGUGGGCGGUGGGCUGUAUCCUGGCAGAGCUGCUGGCCCACAAACCUCUGCUGCCUGGAACCUCUGAGAUCCAGCAGGUGGACCUGAUAGUCCAGCUGCUGGGAACGCCCAACGAGAACAUCUGGCCGGGUUUCUCUCGGCUGCCCCUCAUUGGUCAGUACAGUCUGAGGAAGCAGCCGUACAACAACCUGAAGAAUAAAUUCACCUGGCUGUCUGAUGCUGGACACAGACUGCUCAACCUGCUCUUCAUGUACAACCCACAGCGCAGAGCUACCGCCAAAGACAGUUUGGAGAGUUCCUACUUUAAAGAGAAACCUCUGCCCUGUGAACCGGAGCUGAUGCCAACCUUCCCCCACCAUCGCAACAAACGGGCCGCUCCUCCACUAGAGAGCCACUCGAAACGGAGCAAAGUGUGACGAAGAUGCUGAUGAGAGACAUUUGAGUGGAAUUGACAUUCUCAGUAAUGUACGCUCAAAUCUUUCUGCUCACACUGCAUACAUUGGCAACAUGGAUCUGCUCAUGAGGAGGUUUUACUGUGGAGGUUUGAGAUCAAAGAGACUCUGGAACAUGUCAACACCCUGCUGUACUCAAGUGUGACCCUGCUCAAAACAUGGUCAUUUAAAAAGGUUGUUAUCGCGCAUUAAGCAGUGUAGAAACAUUUGUUUUUAUCAUUGUGUACCACUCAUAGUUUCCAGAAGUUUCUCCACUAUUUCUUAAUGUUCAUAUUGCUGCCAAGGUCUGUAGACUAGAGUCUGUAGCCAUGCUAGCAGCUCUGAGGCUGUACAUAAGCAGUGUUGCUUUGUGCUAAAUGCUAGCAUGCUCUCAAUGACACUGCAAACAUGCUAAUAUUUAGCAGGUAUAAUGUUCACCAUCUUAGUUUUACUUGUUAGCAUGCUAACAUUUGCUCAUUAGCACCGAACA
Molecule: messenger RNA, 1786 nt
Organism: Thunnus maccoyii (southern bluefin tuna)
Lineage: Eukaryota; Metazoa; Chordata; Actinopteri; Scombriformes; Scombridae
Gene: cdk10
Product: cyclin-dependent kinase 10
Exons: 13
Coding region: 199-1281 (360 amino acids)
Biological process (GO): regulation of mitotic cell cycle; protein phosphorylation
Cellular component (GO): nucleus
Molecular function (GO): cyclin-dependent protein serine/threonine kinase activity; ATP binding
Source: RefSeq, a predicted model, not a curated record